AUGAUGAUUAUUUAAGUUGCAAAAAUAUUGUUAAAAUUGAAUAUAUGGGAUCAACAUGGAAAUGUCCAUUAGGAUUAUUUUAUAAGGCAGCAACAAAUUCAUGCUUCUUAUGUUAUUCAUCAUGUUAAGCUUGUUUUCAAGAAACUGUUGAUAGCUUUUUAAGUUGUGAAACAUCUUUAAAUAGAAUAUUAAAAGGAUUAUAAUGAGUAUGUGCACUUGGUUAUUAUGAAUAUAAAUAACAUGCGUAUAAGUAUUUAAAUUAUUAUACUUUUUAGAUUGCCUAGAUACAGAAGAUAUUUUGUUAAGUACAUGUUAUAAAUUAUGUACUAAUAAUGAAUAAUUAUGGCAUCACUCAUAUUCAAAGCUAGAUGAUUUGAAAUAUACUCUAUUUUUUGAAUGGAGUGAAUUGUGUAUUAAAUACAAUACACAAUUGUAUAUCUGCAUUUUAAAUGGUAUCUUGAAAUAGUAAACUGACGACUUUAUAUGA
This is a messenger RNA of Paramecium pentaurelia, 487 nucleotides long. Lineage: Eukaryota; Ciliophora; Oligohymenophorea; Peniculida; Parameciidae. The record is from the annotation of a GenBank genome assembly.